AUGGGCAGAGAGGUGCGGUUUGUCGCCAACACCGGACGCAACGCACAGCGCUGCGCCGAAACUAUUUCGUUGGAUUUGCGCGGCGCGGUGCUUUCGGCGUGGACGCGCCCGCUGCCGGCCGUCCCCUCGGCCACGUCUUUCGCCAGCGUGCCCGGCGUCUCCAAGCACCACCUCCACCACACCACCACCGCCGCCUCCCCCACCACCACCUCCAGAGCUGCGAUCGCCUCCAGCGCUCUCAGCACGCCCACCUCCCGGCAGCACCGCCGGCACCACGACGACGACGUCGGACAUAUCUCUGCCAGAUCGAGACGGCAGUUUCCUCUGAUGCUGUGGGCUGACCGCCGUGGUGCGCGUGGCAGGUCGCUGUCCGAGGACGAGGAGGCGCUGGACGAGCUGGACGUGGACGUGGACGUGGACGUGGACGUGGACGUCGAGGAGGACCUGGACGAGGUGGACGACGAUGAGGCGGAGCUGUCGUGGCAGGAGCUGCCGGCGGGCGGGCGGCUCGCGUGCCGCGCCGCCAUGCUGCUGGUGCGCCAGGGCCAGCACGCGGACGCGCUCGACGACGACGAGGACCUGCUGUACGAGGUGGUGCAGCCGCUGCUCACGCCGCCGUCCAGCCCCGAGUCCGGCCGCGGCAACUCCUCCAGCAACUCCAGCUCCUCUUCCAGCGCCGGCAGCACCUCCAACGGACAGGUGGUGUUCCGCGCGUCAGCGUCAUCGGCGCACCACCAUCACCACCACCACCAUCACCUCCCACCCAGCGUGGCGCCAAACGCACCGCACAUCACCCACGUGCCCACGCGACAUCGGCACGACGUGUCGCCCGAUUCCAAGAGGCGGAUACACAAGUGCCAGUUCACCGGCUGCAAGAAGGUCUACACCAAGAGCUCGCACCUCAAGGCGCACCAGCGGACGCAUACAGGUGAGAAGCCGUACAAGUGCUCGUGGGAGGGCUGCGAGUGGAGGUUCGCGCGCUCGGACGAGCUGACACGCCACUACCGCAAGCACACGGGCGCCAAGCCGUUCAAGUGCCGCCACUGCGACCGCUGCUUCUCGCGCUCCGACCACCUGGCGCUGCACAUGAAGCGCCACGUCUAGGCCAGGGCCCGCCCCCGCACCGCCCCCAGCGCCUCCCAGUCACUGCCACCCCCGCAGCCGCCGCCGCCGUCGGCCGCGGCCGAGCCUCUGCGUCCUGCGUCCUCCCGGAGAAGAGGAAGACCGCCGCCGCCAUCCGGCGGGUCUCGGCGCCUCGCCACUCUUUUCCGGAAGUAUUUUGGAAGGAAGCUGUAGGACACAGAGGACACAGAAAAAGGAGAGAGAGAGUUGAAUUGUUAAAGAAUUAUAAAUAUAUAUAUAUAUGUAUAUGUAUACAGGGGCCAGUUCAUUUAGUGUUAAAAAUAUUAAACAGCAGUCUUUCCAAGUGCUCGACAGCAAGUGGACGGCUCGAAUUAUGCCAAAAAAUGGGUAAAAAAAAACUACGACUAACUGCGUAGUGAUUCGAGUGUAAAGUAAAGAAAAAGAAGUUAGCUGGAGAGUAAUUAUUUAAAAAGAAAACGGAAGAAAAAGUGAUACCCAAAAUAAGUAUUGUAACGUUGCCAAAUGUGAGAAGUGUUACCAGUCGUCGUGUGAGUUGCGUGAGACGUUUGUCGUGGCCAGUCAGCACUCUUGUGUGUGUGUGCGUACUGUGCGUUGCAACCCACGUCCGUUAGUGCGUAGUUCCGCGGUAGGCGUAGCGUCUGUAGAGCUCCACUGUGAGGAGCGCGGAAAAGGAGAUAGAAACGCUGGAAAACGAAAUUUUAAGACACUAUAAAAAAAUAAGGAGAGAGAGAGUAUGGUGACGAUUUUCUAAGCAGGAGAUAAAAUAAAAAAAAAAAAAAUCAGGGUUCCUACCAAGAGAGGCGCUACACGGGAAUAAUGCUCAAAAAAGCUUUACACGAGACGAAGCGUAUUUUUUGUCGUGUGACGGUAGAGUAGUGGAGCAGGUGCGUGGCGGUGUGUUUGUGGGCGAGGUGAGCCCCACUUUGUGACGUGGUGUGGUGUGUGAUGCAAUGUGAUGUGAAGUAAUGAGGUGUGAUACAAGGUAUGAAGAGAUGCAGUGUGGGGCGGACAUCCUUACGUAUUAGAUGCUCUGUUCAAGAUCAGGGUUUCGUCGCCAAUAAUUUCUAAGACAGUUUUUUCAUAAUCCAAGAUUUUCUAGGUGGUUUAACGAGAUGUUUAAAGAAUUUUUUUCUCUCCAAACAAAAAAAAAGCUUCUUCCAUGUCUACGAAUUUUUUUCCAAUCAUCUUCCCAUUUUUUCUUAAUAUUUACGAGUAAGAAAUUUUUUCGAUUAAAUGAAUUAUAUAGGAAUUGAGAAGAGAAAGCAAUUUCAGUAUUUUGAAAUAAGACUGGCUUCUGCGGUUGAGAGAGAAAAGACUUUUGUCAGCAAACAAUUGUAUUAUGGAUGUUAUUGCGCCAGUACUUUUGUAUUUCCAUAUCGGGCUCGAUAGCAGUGGUUCCUUGUUUGUGGAGCUUUCGAACCCGCAAAAGACCGUCAAAAAUUUCUUGACUGACGUGUGAUUGCAAGAAUUCGAAUGUUAUUUCUCUUAUAGUCUUUAAUUGUGCCUCACAAGAGUGGGCCUUGUAAUGUAACUGUAUUCUUUCUUGCAUUUAUUGGGCACGAGAUAUUUUUCAAAUGUUAGCAGAAAAUCAAAAUAUGUUCGUAGAAAUAGUUGUCAAAAGAUGUUAUGUCACCUUUGUUUUUCGUUGUACGUUAGACAUAGGUUUAAGAAACUAUUUUUCUUUUCUCCACAGUAUACAGCAUAAGUGUCCUUGACUGAUGUAUGCGUAACAACGACUUCCUCUCUCUGAAAUAGCCUUACAGACCGUUCGCUUCAGUCUAUUUUCACAUUCCUCUUUUGAAUCGGACUACAUUCUUUUAUGUCUUUCCGAGUCUUUGUUAAUACGGUCGAUGAAAAGAAAUUAUAAAAGUAAAAAAAAAGAAAGAAAUUUAAAAAAAGCAGUACAUGUGAGCUCGAGUGACUGUGACAACAAAUGAAUUUAUUGAAAGGGAAAGUAAACUAGAUUUUUUAGUAUUUGUAGUAUUUUGUACAGUAAAGGACUUCGCUGAAAACGCGAAAUCUGUCAUUAAAGAUAAAAUUAUGUACGAAGUAAUGUAUAUUUUGUGCGCAGAUUUAAGGCACAUGCAAUUGUGUUUUACAAUUUGUAAAAUUGUCAUACAAAUAGACGCUUUGAAUGUUACAAAAAAACGAGACAACACACAAACGAGUGAGUAAAUAACCAAAUUAAAAAAAAGAGAAAAAACGAGAGGCUAUUGUAAGUUUGUUUUUAAUAUAUAUUAAUAAAUAUUAUUAUUAUUAUUAUUAUGAUUAUUAUGAUUAGCGAGUCAGUUAAUCUUUUUGAGUGAUCAAAGUGAUUGUACAAAUAACGCGUCCUCUGCAGCAUUUAAAUAAGAAAGUGAAAAACCUCAUCUACAGUUCUUCCGGUGGAAAAACGCAUACGGGCGCUCAAAUGUUGCAAAUGGGCGUAAUAUCAGAGAAAAAAGUACAUCCUAUUAAUGUUUAAGCAAGAUAAAAUGAAUAAUUUGUCAUGUUGAAUUUUUUAAAAACUGCUUUUUGCCUAGAUAUUGACGUAUUUUUAAGAGAUAAUUUAAAUAGUUAUAAUUUCUAUAAAAUAUUAUCUGUUUUUCCCUUGUCGAGAGACUUAGCGUACUCCGAUGAAAGUGAGAAAAGAGUACCUCUUGUCAUUUUCUUAUCCACUUCCCUUUACUCCCCUCCCUGUAUUUCUUCCAGUCUUCCUCUUUAAUAUACCCGACAGCCCUCGACCACUUUCCCCGAAAAAAAAAGGAUUAAUGUUUCUCCAAGAAAUUUGUUUACAUUGUAUUUCACUAGUUUGUGUGAAUGCCGGCGGCGGCGCUGGCGGUCGCGCGGUUCUGCGCCUGCGCGUUGUAGAGCGGAAGCUGCCGACCGCCAGCGGCCUCGCCGAGCAUUACUCUUGCUUGUAUAUCUGCUCACUGCAAAUAAACGUACGUUCCUGUUCA
Molecule: messenger RNA, 4043 nt
Organism: Schistocerca piceifrons (Central American locust)
Lineage: Eukaryota; Metazoa; Arthropoda; Insecta; Orthoptera; Acrididae
Product: zinc finger and SCAN domain-containing protein 12-like
Exons: 6
Coding region: 1-1104 (367 amino acids)
Biological process (GO): regulation of transcription by RNA polymerase II
Molecular function (GO): RNA polymerase II cis-regulatory region sequence-specific DNA binding; DNA-binding transcription factor activity, RNA polymerase II-specific
Source: RefSeq, a predicted model, not a curated record